This is a messenger RNA of Acytostelium subglobosum LB1, 1446 nucleotides long. RefSeq lists its product as hypothetical. Lineage: Eukaryota; Evosea; Eumycetozoa; Acytosteliales; Acytosteliaceae. The annotation marks the transcript as partial. The transcript is spliced from 2 exons. The record is from RefSeq and is a predicted model, not a curated record.
AACAUUGGACAACUACUUCCGGAUACUCUCUCAAGGUUGACUUUCGACAAUGGGUUCAAUAGAGUCAUCAUGCCUGGCCAGUUACCAAAGUCAAUUAGAGUGAUCAAGUUUGGUCGCGACUUCUCACAGAGUCUGAGUGCUGGAGCACUGCCACCCUCGCUCACUGAACUGUUCACAGGAGAUGGCUUCAACAGGACUCUAGAGGCCGACUCUCUGCCUUCAUCGCUCACAUCGCUCACCUUUGGUCAAUACUUCAAUCAGCCACUGAACCACAACUCGCUGCCAUCAUCAAUCAGAUACCUGACAUUCGGAUUCGACUUUAACAAACCGAUCGAACCUGGUGUGUUGCCAUACUCCCUGAUCACGCUGGUGUUUGGCCACAACUUCAACAAAGAACUGAAACCAGGAAGCCUGCCUCUAUCACUUAUCUCGCUCACAUUUGGCAAGACGUUCAACAAGGGGUUGGAGCCUGGCACGCUGCCAGCCAUGCUGACCACCUUGAUCUGUGACUUUAACGCCCCGAUCACACCAAGAUCCUUACCAAGAUCAUUGACUUAUUUGGAAUUUGGAGACAACUUUGAUCAGUCCAUCUGUGUGGGAUAUCUCCCGCCCUCAAUCACAUUUCUAACGUUUGGAUUCUCAUUCAAUCAGGCUAUUGACGAGGGAUGUCUCCCGCUCGCGCUCAACACAUUGGUCAUUGGCUACAGCUUCAAUCAAUCAUUAAAGCCUGGUUGUCUGCCCGAUGGUCUUCUCACCCUGGAUUUUGGAGCAUCCUUCAAAGGUCCACUUGAGGUGCAAGUACUACCCGAGACUCUUCGCUCUUUGGCCAUUGGCGCCGGGUUUACACAAAACAUAGUAUUUCCCAAGAGUAUUCAAUCAUUGAUCCUGGACAACAUUUCACAACUUGUUUAUAUCCAAGCAUUACCUGGACCUCUGGACUCACUAGUAGUUCGAAGUGGAGACGUUGGUUUGACAAGCAUGGAACUGAACAUCCCUCCCAUGCCCGUGGUACCCUACAUCAAACACAUGACUUUAAAUAUUGGAUAUGGAUUGUCCACUCAACCAAGGACCUUGGACACACCAGUUAUACCAAUGAGAAUAUUACUGGAUAAUUUGGUCAAGAGUGUUGUUAGAAGGAUGUCCAACGUGGAGACCUAUCAAAUGGAACUACUUGCGUUACCACUUCCAAUUACCAAGCGAUUUACAUUAUCAAGGCAUCAACUUGAUUUCAGAUUGAUCGAUCCAUCUUGUAUUCUUAUUGUCACUCAUCAUAGUCCAAUGUGUGGAGAUUUUGGAAAUGGAAAUGAAGGUGGAAAUGGAAGUGGAGAUGGAGAUGUUGAUGAUGAUAUAUUACCAAAAUUCAGAAUGAUACAUGGUCCCUAUCACAAACUCAGAAACAGGAAUGUCUAUAUUGAUGCAAUGUGUGCAGCAAUAAACAAGUUAUUC